Messenger RNA from Lizanozyma spartinae, 1704 nucleotides. RefSeq lists its product as uncharacterized. Bases 1 to 1704 code for a protein of 567 amino acids. Gene Ontology annotation, cellular component: membrane. Gene Ontology annotation, molecular function: transmembrane transporter activity. The transcript has a single exon. NCBI's taxonomy places the organism in Eukaryota, Fungi, Ascomycota, Pichiomycetes, Serinales, Debaryomycetaceae. The record is from RefSeq and is a predicted model, not a curated record. Gene Ontology annotation, biological process: transmembrane transport.
AUGGCUAUAACACUUGGGGAAGCUGAGAGGGGACCAUCCCAUUUGGGGUUGCGGCUAACUACUUUGGUGGUAUCAGUAGUAGUAUCGUUGGCAGCUGGUACACCAUAUUUAUAUGGAGUUUAUUCGCCUCAAUUGGUUCGUCAUGUUGGACUUACGGCUUCGGAUUCAGCUACAAUUUCUUUGGCUACUAAUAUGGGUACAGGUUUUGGUGGGUUACCAGCAGGUAUGAUAAUUGAUCAUUUUGGUCCUCGGUGGUCUAUUUUAUUGGGGUCUCUUUGUAUCUUUAUUGGUUAUAUUUCCAUUUAUCAUAUUUAUCAAGAUGUGAUUGGAAUUCUUUUACUAAUUUGUAUUGCCAUGGUUUCAAUUGGUUUUGGUUCAAUUAUUUCAUUCUAUGCUACUUUGAAAGCUUGUCAAUCAAAUUUCCCUAAACAUAAAGGUGCUGCUGGUGCUGGCCCCAUCAGUGCUUAUGGUUUAGCUGCUACUGUAUUUUCUGCUGUCUCUGCUACAUUUUAUGUCCAUGAUACUGCUGGAUUCUUGAAGUUUUUGGCUAUAGUUUGUGGAGCAGUGACAUUUUUUGGUUCUUGGGCUGUAGGAAUUUAUUUGGAUCAUGAUGAAGAUGAAAUAGAAUUUGCAAUUGAUGAAGAAACAAUUGUUGAAGGUGAUAAUGAACCAAGUGAAGCCACAGAGUCUGUGACUCAAAGUUUACUUGAAUGUGAUGCUCAAAGUACUCCAAUGGUUCGUGAUAAUGAUGAUGAAUCUUUAAGAGGUUCCUUUAGUUUCUGGGGUAUUGGUACAAGAACUCCAAGAGCUUCUGUCACUUCACUUAUAGCAGCUGCUCCACCAAUAUUACCACCAUCAAAACCACAAGCUCAAGGUGGUAGAAGAGAAACUGGUGAUUACACCCCAUCUCUUAAUACCCAAUUUAUGGCUGAUGCAACAGAAACUGAAACUCAACAAACAAAAGCAAUGAUUACAGAAAUUAGAACUCCAGUAGUGACCAAGAAAACAAACUUGAAACAGGUAAUUUUGAAUAGAUUGACUGAUAAGGCUUUCUUACUUCAUUUUGUGGUUGUAUCAUUAGCAAGUGGGAUUGGUCAAAUGUAUAUUUAUUCCGUUGGGUUUGUGGUUACUGCCCAAUACAACAGAGGUCAAGAUCCAGCCUAUUCCAACUUAAAGGAAACUAAAGAAGCUGCUUCACAUUUACAAGCUUUACAAGUGGCCGUGAUUUCCAUUGGUUCGUUUUCCGGGAGAGUAAUCUCGGGGAUUCUUUCUGAUUUCAUCUAUAAGAAGUACCAUAUUCAAAGAUUAUGGAUAGUUGUGUUCACCCUUUUACUUUUAAUUGCAGGUGAACAGAUCUUGAUUCAUCUGAAUGAAUCUUAUAUGAUCACAGUUUCCUCAGCAAUAGUAGGGUCUUGUUACGGAUUAACUUUUGGAACUUAUCCUGCUGUUAUAGCAGACUUUUUCGGUACCAGAACUUUUACCACUACUUGGGGAUUAAUUUGCACUGGACCUAUGGUUGUUUUAUUCGUGUUGAACAAAUAUUUUGGCCACAUUUAUGAUCUGAACACCAAUAACGAAACUGGUAUUUGUUAUUUGGGUAAUGAAUGUUACAAAGGAGCUUUUGAAGUUGCUUGUGCUCUCGCCUUUUGCGCGUUCUUAGUUACCUUGUUCAUUAUAAGACAACACUAUUUGAAACGGUUAUAA